AUGGACAUGGAUUCAAAGCUGUUGGUGGAUAGUACUGAAAGUGAAGAAGAGGAAAUUGUCCAUAAAGCUUUUGAUAGAACUUUUCAAGAUCCAAGUGACCUUUCAAAAAGGUUUAUGAACUUUAUUGAGAAUUGUUUGUGUGAAUAUGAAAUGUCAAAAGAAUAUUAUCCACCAUACACAACCUUAGUUCAAUCCCAGUGGCACAGGAAAAUCAAAAUUAUUGAAGAAUUUUGCAGAAAACCAAAUGACAUCACCUAUCUUGCAUACAUAUGUGCAUGUUUUCAAAAAUUGAAGGAAUUCAAGGGGAGUUGCAAAGAAUGGAUUGAUGAGCAUACUGGCAAAAAUUCACAGGUGAAUUUCUGGAAGGAUAUUGAAUGCAGGAUGACUGAUAUCACAUGUGAGCCUAUGAAAAGCACUACAGAUGGUAAGAUGACUGAAGGUAUCAAUAAAUAUUUAGAUGAAGAAAGAAUGAUAACACAAGAAAAUACUCACUCAAAUAUUUCAAACUUCUCACCUGUCUCCUACCUUGAUCUGUCAAAAAGGGUUGCAGAAAGAGGAUCUCAAUUAUUUGAGCCAUUUUAUUUGUUAGACACUGUGGAUUAUGGAAGACCUUUGUGGGAUGCACUAUUAACACCUAGCAGUACUGAAGGAUUCAAACCAGAAUGUAUUAUUGAAUUAGCCAUGGAUAAGCUUAUUGGUGGGAAGUCUUUCAUUCUUUGGAAAAAAGAAGCUCAAAACAGAAUUACUAUUAUGGAAACUUUGGCUAUCUUUGGACCUCAUUUAUGUAUUGACAUAGUGCCACAAUCUAGAUAUGCAUCUCAUUUAAUAGCAAGUUAUAUGCACCUUUGUCUUGAUAUCUCAGAAGAUCGUGAAUGCAUUAUUACAUCAAUGCCUACUGAACCUGUGCUGGCAGAAGCAGCUUCUCAGAUAAUGAAUGAUUCAAAUGUCAACCUCACAAAACUUAUUAAUCAGCUCUCAUCAGCACUCAAGAAAGGUGUAAUAGAGGCUGGUUACCAUGGAGAACUUGCUGCCAGAUUAUUGCUUCUUAAAGCUUGGGAUGAUUAUGAUGUUUAUAGAAGAAUAGAGAAUCACCUUGAAGAACAAGUAAAGUUUACAGGAACAAAGUUUGGUGAAGCAUACAUUAAGUUUACACACUUUAUCAAUAUUACAUAUACACCAGAUAGGAAAAGUCUCAGCGCUCUUCAUGAAAAGCUUAGCAAAGAUCAUAUUUCAUAUGUACUAAUACAAGUUAAAAAUUGGUCUACAGAUAAUAAUAAAGGUGAUGAUUAUCCGCUCUCUGCAACAGCUUCACCGCCACCAGCAUAUAUAGGCAUUGAGGAACUUCCACAUAUGCCAUUUUUGUCAUUGUAUUUGCAAUUAGGUGCAACAAAAGAGUUUAUUGAUGUUCCAACAGAAUUUUUUAAAUCACCUCAAACAUGUCAAAUUGCUUUGUGCAAGCAUAAAAUUGAAGAAGUUUUGAAAGAUUAUCAAACAGAUGAUGAUAAAACAAGCGAAAUUUUAUUAAGAACAUUCCAUGAACAUUUUCAGAAGCCACUUGCAUUAUUUGGAUUAUCUUCAAAUAUCUAUAGUUGCUUGAAACAGUUUACAUCAAACCCCACAACCUCAUCAUUAGAUCUCACAAAUAGCUUUAAGCAAUUAUUGACUGCUUGGGUUGAUCCCACACUGGGAGAAUGUCCAGAAAAAAUGAAGAUAGUUAAACAUAUGGAACCAUGGUGGAUUUUUGCAAUAGUAACUGAAGUUUCACUACCAUCUGUUGGCAAUAGUCCCAAGACAAAAGGUGGAACUUGUGGUAGAGUAACUUGCAAAUUCACCUUGGAGAAGCGAUUGGAUGUUGAAACCAAAAAUGUCAUCUGUAAUGGUUAUCAUGCCAACGAUUGCUCAUGUUUAACCUAUGUAAAAUUUGAUUUUUGUGCAAUAUACUAG
Entrophospora sp. SA101 is the source of this 1944-nucleotide messenger RNA. NCBI's taxonomy places the organism in Eukaryota, Fungi, Glomeromycota, Glomeromycetes, Entrophosporales, Entrophosporaceae. The record is from the annotation of a GenBank genome assembly.